Messenger RNA from Peromyscus leucopus (white-footed mouse), 763 nucleotides. RefSeq names its product keratin-associated protein 13-1-like. The record is from RefSeq and is a predicted model, not a curated record. The coding region runs from base 39 to 566 and encodes 175 amino acids. The transcript has a single exon. Lineage: Eukaryota; Metazoa; Chordata; Mammalia; Rodentia; Cricetidae.
UCCAGGUACAUCCAGCUGAACUCACAUCUCCUCUCAACAUGACCUACAACUGCUGCUCUGGAAACUUCUCCUCCCGCUCCCUCGGGCACUGCCUGCCCUCUUCACGUUCCUCCUGUGGCUCUUCCUACCCCAGCAACCUGGUCUACACCACUACCAGCUGCUCUCCCAGCACCUGCCAGCUGGGAUCCUCUCUGAACACCAGCUGUCAGGAGACCUGCAUUGAGCCCAUCAGCUGCCAGAGGUCCUGUGUGGUGUCCAGCCCCUGCCAGACAGCCUGCUACUAUCCCAGGAGCUCCACACCUUGCAGUCCCUGCCAGGGAACAUAUGCUGGGUGUCUGGGCUUUGGGUCCAGGAGCUGCCGUUCCCUGGGCUAUGGAUCUAGAAGCUGCUAUUCAGUGGGUUGUGGAACCAGUGGCUUCAGAUCUCUGAAUUGUGGAGUCUCUGGCUUCCCUUCCCUGGGUUAUGGGUACAGACUCUGCUACCCAACAUACUUGGCUUCUACUACAUUUCAUCCUUACUGUUACACAUCAACCUGUGGGUCUGGGCUUGUUGGAUUCAACUGUUAAAUCUUUGUAGUCUUACAAUAUCAAAAUCAAUAUCUCUGUGUCCUAUAGCCUUGUUGUCAUUCUUCCUUCUUACCACUGUCUUUUCAAUGAUCCCUCAACUACUUCUUUCAUCCUCAACUUCUGACCGAUUUUCAGAAUAAGGAUAACUCAAAAGUAUGCCUUACUGUCUAUCCUCUCAAAUUUAUAUUUGGUUUUCC